Molecule: messenger RNA, 6805 nt
Organism: Gavialis gangeticus (Gharial)
Lineage: Eukaryota; Metazoa; Chordata; Crocodylia; Gavialidae
Gene: PCGF3
Product: polycomb group ring finger 3
Exons: 11
Coding region: 385-1113 (242 amino acids)
Biological process (GO): regulation of transcription by RNA polymerase II
Cellular component (GO): PRC1 complex
Source: RefSeq, a predicted model, not a curated record
AGAUGACCUAUGGAGGGCCCUUCCAGCCCUACUUCUGUCUGAUUCUAUGCUGGAGGAAUGGAGCCAGUUAUCAAGUGAUACCUGUUGUGAAUCCCUUCUUCCAGCACAGAUGCACAUGACAUCCUUCCCUUUUCCAUAAUGCUGUGGUGAUGAAUUCUUCUAUGAAUGCAGCCAGCAAAGGAGUUUCCACAGGGAUUGCCAAUAGGUUCUUCAAUUGCAUUGCAUCCUGGCUGCUGUUGAGUGCAGUGGUGGUGUUUUCACUGCACAUCAUUGUGGUUUCUGGAUAUCAGCCUCUGAAAAGAAAUGAAGUUGUAAGAGCACAAUUUCUACCUGAUCAGUACACCUGAAUUAUUGUCUAAUGCAGUUAAUCUACAAACACCAAAGAUGCUGACCAGAAAGAUUAAGCUUUGGGAUAUUAAUGCCCAUAUAACCUGUCGUCUGUGCAAUGGAUACCUGAUUGAUGCUACCACUGUAACGGAAUGCUUACAUACCUUCUGCAGAAGUUGCCUGGUGAAGUAUUUGGAGGAAAACAACACUUGUCCAACAUGUAGAAUUGUUAUACAUCAGAGUCAUCCACUGCAGUAUAUUGGUCAUGACAGAACAAUGCAAGAUAUUGUUUACAAACUUGUACCUGGCCUCCAAGAAGCUGAAAUGAAAAAGCAGAGGGAGUUCUAUCACAAACUGGGCAUGGAAGUACCAGGGGAUAUCAAAGGGGAGACAUGCUCUGCAAAGCAACACUUAGAUUCACAUAGGAAUGGUGAAACAAAAACAGAUGAGAGUUCAAACAAAGAAGCAUCAGAGGAAAAACAGGAAGAAGAUAAUGAUUAUCACAGAAGUGAUGAGCAGGUAAGCAUCUGCUUGGAAUGCAAUAGCAGCAAAUUGCGUGGAUUGAAAAGAAAAUGGAUCCGCUGCUCAGCACAAGCAACAGUCUUGCAUCUAAAGAAGUUCAUUGCCAAAAAACUUAACCUUUCUUCUUUUAAUGAGCUGGAUAUAUUAUGCAAUGAAGAAAUACUUGGCAAGGACCACACACUCAAGUUUGUAGUUGUUACUAGAUGGAGAUUUAAGAAAGCACCUCUAUUGCUACAUUACAGACCCAAAAUGGACUUGCUGUAAGAGAACUUUAUUGUCCUUCUGGACAGAGUUUUUUGCAGAGACUAUCACCAGGCACCUUCUUAGUGCAUCACUUAACUUACACGACACGAACCAGCAGAAUCAUUUUGGAAGACUGUAGUGCUUUCACAACCAACCACCCUUCUGAAUAUUUCUUCUAGGGAUGUAUUACCUGGAUUUCUGGACAGAAAAUAUUUAUACUUUUUUGUAUGAAAGAAAUAAAUCACAACUCAGCAAGACACUACCAGCACUAAGUUUACUGAUAUUGAAAACACUUCACAGUUCCAUGUAGCUCACUGCCAUUUAUCUCUUUGCUGCAGUUACACAGAAAUAAAUUAAAAUGUUGUGGGAAUGAUUUUAAAGGUUGCUUUUGACACCAAAUUAUCUUUAGUUACUUUUCAUGUGUUGAAGCUUUCAAAGCUUAUUUUGAUAUUUUUUGCAAGGUGUUUUUUUGUCUUACAUAGUCCACUUCAGUUAUUUUGGCUUUCAUUGAGACCUUUGUAGAGCAUUGAACAUACCUUAUGAUAUAGUGACUGGUGAUAUUUAUUAUGCUGCAUUAAAACUUCCUAAAAACCUAGGCAUCAAAUAAUUUCAUUAAUUUUACACAAUGUUUGAUCAUAUUUGCUUUAUAUUUCAGUAAUGUUUUGAUGCGCCCCUGCAUGUUGAUUUGAUGAGGCUAACAAAGAUGAGUUCACUUAACUAAUCUGCUGUAUAUUUUGCAAUGGCAUAAGAUGCAUUUGAUCAUAAUGAGUACUCAAAGUACAAUAUUUGUGAACUUGUUUUAAGGUAGACUUGUCUUAUGUAGUUGGGGCUUGCAAAACUAUUUUAUUUUUAGAGAAUUUGAUUUUUUUUUAAUUUAUUUUCAUUUUUUUUUACAAAAUUGAGCUUAGUAGUUAAUCCUUAACUGCUUGAGUUCAAAUAUUUCUAUAUUGAAAAAUAUACGAUAUGGUAAUAUUGCACAGGUUUCCAUUUCACAGGGUUAAAAAUUCAGUUAAUUGCAGACCAGUUUUAGGUUUCAUUGUAAGACCAUUGUUUUCUCUAGCUCUAUCUCUAGCUAUCUUGGAGGUCAGACUACAUCUUAGUAUUACCUUCUGGCCUUAUGAUCUUUGAUUUUGUCCAGACCUGAGAGAUGCAAAACACCAUGCACAUAUGUCAUUAGGCCUACUCUCAGGUAUGCUUUAGGGGGGUCUUCAAAUAAAAAUUUCAGAAGGCUUUUUAAAAUAGGCAGCUUUUAAAAACUAUUAAUAUUGGUUUCAGGUGAACUCUGCAAGCUGCAUACUGUAUAAUAUAGUAGACAUAAUAUGAAUGUUAAAAUAUUUGAUUUGGCACAGGAAGUUUUAAAUUACUGAAAGGCGGAUGUGCGGUGUUACUGAUGGCUUGAAUUUGUAAUUUUGAAUCUCGGGAGAGUUUCCCUGUCAGCUGAAAACAAGUUAGUAUACAUAUUAUUAAACCCUUGUAUUCCACCAUAACGUAGAAGUCACUAGCUUGAUGGAAUCAUUUCACCUGCCAGCACCACCCCAAUUCUUCCAGCUGACCUCCUCUCCCCUGCAAAGAAUCAUUUAUUUAAAAAAAUCAUUCAAGAACAGGGAGAAAAACAUGGGAGAAGUUUAUCUAAAACUGUAUAUCAUCUUCCCUCUUGUCAUAAAGUAAUCUGCUAUCUCUUCCCCGAGUCCUCUGUACAACAUAUUCCUACAUGUACCUCCUAUACAACCUCACACGUAGGUUUUCCCAGGCAAGGUUCUUUGCUUUCUUUUUAGUCAUAGACGUGAACAAGGAAGGAAUUGAACACAAAUGGAGAAACCAGAAGAAUCUGAUACACUAUAGGGCUUAUUAAGGUACACAAGGUAGGAUUAAUACAUUAGUGCCAUCUCUGCAACCCAAAGGCAAAAGACCCAUACAUUUUCUGAACUUUUUUUGGAUUAGAGGAUUUUUCAGGUUUGUUUUUUUUUUUUCUUUCAUUUGCAGCCCCCUAAAAAUUUUUGAAUGGCGGUUUGGACCCCUUUGAAUUGUAAGUGUGGGUAUUCACAUACUUUUGAUUUGAUCAUGGUCAUCCUUCAUGGAUCCCUUAGACGUAGUCUGUGGACCCCCAAGGGUCUGCAGACCACAGGUUGAAAACCACAGGAUUAGAACAUAUUUUAUGUUGAACCCAAGACUGUUUCAGUAUAGGGAGAGAGAAGUGGAGAUUAGAACUUUUAGUUCUGGAUUGGCUUCGCUAUUCCUGGACGCACCUAUUUGUGUUUCAUUUUUUAUUUAUACAUAAUUAAUAAUAUUUGUAGGAAAAAAUGGAAGUGGCAGAAGAGGACAGAGGAGACUUCAUUUGUUUAGUUUUGGCAAAAGAUCACUUGACUUUUUCUCAGAAUAAUGGAGAGAUGCCAUGCAACCUUCUAAGACAGUUGAUUUACUGGGCCUUCCUGGGACUAUUGAUAUGCUGUCAUUGUCAUUCAUAGUAUAGAUGAUGGAGCUCAUCCCCAUAGACCAUGUCCUCCAUCAGUGGCUAUCUAAGGGUUUAAUAAAUGUAUAUACAUGAUCUGUCUACCUCAGAAUACAUGUACUGCAGCAGCGUUUUGUAAGACUAGACGUUACUGCAAUGCCCUGAAGAAUUUUAGUAUUUUCCUGUGUAACUAAACUGAGGAGAAAUUAACAGUGUAAGCAUGCAAAUUCAAAAAGCCCUCCGCCAUUCAGUUCUAACUCUUGCUGUAAUAGUCUACAGUACAGGAUAUAUAUUUGGAAGUUUGUAGCUAAUUUUGGAAUCACUUGAAUUUGUUAUGGUGCUAUAUCAAUAUAUUUUACUUAAAUGUACAGGAUCAUAAAUCUGAAGCCAGUAUUAACAACUACAGCUGGUUAUGGCUUAUUGCAUAAAACUCUGCUUUUGUAAUAUGUUAAACUGACAAAACCUCAGUGGUAAAAAAUACCUAUUUUUCUAAAUUGCAAUCUGUCACAAUAUCUUCAUUAUGGAUUUCCCAUGGAGGUUUGCUGCACCAUUUACUGUUUUUUCUAGCUUCAUUGGAAGACUAGAUGGAACUAAAUUCAAGUAGGAGGGAUGCCUUGGGGUCAAAGUUCUGUUUCACUUCUGUGAAGCUUAAGAGACAGUUGAUUUGAUGUCAAGACUUAUAUUGGGUGAAAACUAUUGAUGUAGAUUUGUUUUCUAUUGUCUAAGGUCUGAAAGUCAGGCUCAGCAUAGAUAUCGCUUGGUCUUUUUGGGGUCAUGUUCAAUAUAUUUUGGUUUUAGUGAAGGUGGAGUAACUGUGAAGUAGUUUUCACAACUGUUUAUGCUGGUAAAUAAUUGCAGUACAAGCAUCUUGUUGCAUUAUCCUCAGCAGCAAUGAGACUAAUUACCUAGGCUCAUAGUCUCACUAGAUAUAGUUUUCAUUUAAAAUAGAGAAUUCAGAUAGAAUAUAUAAUAUUGAAUUUAAAUAAGAUUUGGGGGGUUUAAAAAUUAACUUUAUAAAAUUAUUUAUUCUAUUUUAAGCCUUCUAUCUUAUUUUACCAUCCAAGUAUUUUGGUUUCAAUGGUCCAGCUUUAUUUACGGGCAUAUAAAAUGAAAUUGUGAGAUGUUUUUACAAGCUUCUUCCUUUUACAUUGCGUUUGAGUAGUUUUUAUUUGUAUGUUUUUGUUUUUGUAUGGAUAAAGAGCAUUAAUUAUGCUUUUGUGCAAUAGGUUUGAAACAUGCAUUUAUUAGGCAUAUGUUUAAAUUGAAAAUGUAGCAUCUACUUACCGCUAAAUUGAAAAGGAUUGUAGGUGGAGUUUUUGAAGAUGUACAUUCAAAUGGUUUGUGUUUGUUUGUUUUGGGGGGCUUUGUUUGUUUGUUUUUAAGUAAAGUUUGGGAUUUUUGAAAUUUGUGUAAGAGCAAGAACUACCUGUCAGCAAUAUUUUAAAAUAAUCUGGCAAGAAAACUUAAUGUGAAUUGUGGAAGCAAUCUGCAAGACUUGCAGCCUAUCUGAAACUGUUUUGUGCCAUUGUUAUGUCUGGUAUCUUUGUGUACCAUCUAACCUGGGAAUAUUUAUUUUUUAUUGGUUGUGCAAUACUAUACACAACGCUAUAACCUCUGGGGACAUGGGACCAUAAAAAAUAUCAGACUACAAUUAUGAUGGUGCUAUCUUUCCAGUAGGCUAUGAGCCUUUGAAAGCUUAUCUGGCUCUAUUGUCUUUAUAACAGCAUAAUUAGUCUUAGAAGAUUUGUUGGAUUUUUUUCUAUUGGAUGAUAAAUGUAAUAGUAUAGCUAUCCUAUUUUACAGUGAUUUGAAAUUUACCAUUGAAUUAAAGAGAAUAGGAAAAAGCCAAUCAGUUUGUACAUCAACAGAUUAAUCUUUGAUAAAUUUAUAUUUUAAUCAGUACUUAUGAAAUGCAUUUAGUGCAGACACUUAAACUGUACAGAAAAAAAAUCCAGUUUCUGUGUUUCCUCAGGUAACCAGUUCACACAUUUUGCUGGAGAUAUUAAUGCAGCCUACAUUUCUGUUCCUCUGCUUCAUAGCUAAUAAAAAGAUAGACAUUCUGUCAUACAUGUUAAAUCUUUUGCGUAAUAAUAUACCUUACUUUAAUCAAGGUGUCUUGACAUGCAGUGGUGUUAGGUCUGAGGUGCAGAGAGAACACUUAAUUUUCUGAGGUGCAUAACAUUAUCAUGGAACUGUACUCUGCUUCUACAUAUGGAUGCAAACAGAGAUUAGAUACAAAUAGCCUAGGAACUUGCAUCUUAUGGUAAGCCAUCAUUCACUUUUCUUACUGGCGAGUUUGAAUUUUCUUGUGUAUAAAACCUAACCCCAGACCUGUAAAUCUAAUUUGCUUUGGCAAAUCCAGUUGAAGUUUAAUAUAGUCUACCCAAAUCAGAUUACAGGACUGGGGUCUUGAGUCCGAAUUCUGCAAACACUUUAAUGGUAACUUUAUGAACACAGAUGAUCCAUUGACAUCAAUGGGUUUAUUUCUAUGAGUAAAGUUACUUAGGGGUGUGCCUGCAGGAUGCAAUCCUGAGUUUUGAAGAAUGGACAGAAGUUCCAACUUUAUUUUAAAAUGCACUUAAAAUAUUGGCUCAGUUAAGUUCUUACAUCCAAGUGCUUUAACCAGACAAGACAAAAAUUCUUUCCAUCUGAAAAAGAUUAAUUUAAGGUUAAGGGACAAUAAGCCAGUGUAACCACUAAGCCUUUACCCUCAAUAUGUGGCAUAAUAAAGGUAUUGAAACUAUCACAGUGUAAAACCAUAUUUUUUACUUAGUUUCAUUUGAAAGUUUACAUUUUUAUGCUUUGUGUUGCUGUGUAAUUUUUGUACUAUUGGUGGCUAGUUUUUGUCUGAAUAAGCCUUUUGGGAUUAUUGCUUAAUGUUUUGAUUUUAUGAUAGUGAAGCUUGUAUUCAGUGUUUUGCCAAUUAAUAUUAUAUGCUUGUUAAUAAAAGCGAAAAAGAUAACUAAAAAUCCUGUUGGGUUGGAAAUUAUUGUCCAUUUUUUUUUCUCAAGAACAUAUAGGACUAGCUAGUACAAUACAGUGGUAUUUUACAACCUCAGCAUGCGCACUGGAAUGAUAAUCACACAUCUGGUUCUACAAUGCAUCUUUGCCCCUACCUGAUGUGCCUUUUCUGUGAUUCGUAUGCUGACAUAGUACAAAAUGUUGUACUAAAAAUGAAUUUUCCUAAAUUGGUUAACUUUGUUUGUGCCAAGUACAUGGCAGUAAAUGUUAAUUUACAAAUAAAGUGAUUUAUGGUGUGUGGAA